CUAUUUUUACCACGGCGUCGACUCUCCAGAAAUAGAUGUUGUCUUAGUUUCGAGCGUGACUUGUGCAUAUUGUGUCCAUUCCUUCCGAGUUCUUAAAAAACAAACACAUACAAAGGAUAUUCAUAUCUUUAAAUUUCGAAUUCAAUAUGUCUGAGCCUUCUCAAGUGCAGCAAACGGGCGGCGGGGAGGGCGUGCAGCUAUGCAACACUUCUUCAAACUGUAGUAGCGAUACUAAGUCCACAGACACAAAAGUAGAAGAGGCGAAGAAGGACUCGGGGUCCAUGACAGAAGUGGCUGCGGCAGCCACAGACGCAGCCACUGUCGCGCCUCCAGCAGAGCCGGCAGCCUCACCAGCCACCGACAACCAGAGCAAUGGGGAUGCCAAAGAUACUUGUGAUUGGCAGAAGAGGGAACAAGAGCUACUCAAGAAAAUUGAAGAAUUGGAGAAGAUCAAAAAUCAAAGGUCAGAAGAUGGGCUUCGAUUGGAAUUGAAAGUCCGUGAAGAAGAGAUCGACCUGCUGAAGGCUCGUGUGAAGAAUCUGGAGACGGAGCUUCAAGCGGCGCUGUCGAAACCCACCGGCAAGAACCAGGAGAUUAUCGACAGCAUCAAACAACAACACGAGGAGUUGCUGAGCAAAGCCCGCGGCAUGAUCUUCGACAAGACGAAGAUGGUGAAGAACCAGGAGUUGCAGAUAGAGGCGCUGACGACGCAGGUGCAGUCGCUGAAGGAUAUCAACCAGAUCACCAAGGACCUGCUCGAGAUACGCAACGGAGAGGUGAAGGCUAUGGAGGAGCGCUUCCAAGCAAUGGACGCGCGAUUCAAGGCUGAGAAAGAGCGUCACAGUUUGGUGCUGCAGCGUGCUCAGACCAGCACCAACAUCAACGAUGACCUGCGCAAGGAGUACGAGACACAACUCGCUAUAUUCAAGGAACUCCGAGAGCGAUAUGAACAGAAGGUCGCUGCGCUGGUUGCAGAAAACAACAGACUCAAGGCUUCCCUGCAGGCCCCCUCCACCUCGUAAUGAUGACGUCACAACUAUGACGUGAAGACUGCUCCGACUGGUUUUGAUAUUGAUCUAUCCGUGUUUUAAAGUCUUUUGUAUUGUAUUGUAUUUUAAUAAAUAUUUUCGUCGGUA
This is a messenger RNA of Pectinophora gossypiella (pink bollworm), 1136 nucleotides long. Its product is annotated as leucine-rich repeat and coiled-coil domain-containing protein 1. Lineage: Eukaryota; Metazoa; Arthropoda; Insecta; Lepidoptera; Gelechiidae. The record is from RefSeq and is a predicted model, not a curated record. The coding region runs from base 147 to 1022 and encodes 291 amino acids. The transcript has 8 exons.